Messenger RNA from Thunnus maccoyii (southern bluefin tuna), 6265 nucleotides. RefSeq lists its product as uncharacterized. Gene Ontology annotation, molecular function: cysteine-type deubiquitinase activity. Bases 2854 to 6177 code for a protein of 1107 amino acids. The transcript has 16 exons. NCBI's taxonomy places the organism in Eukaryota, Metazoa, Chordata, Actinopteri, Scombriformes, Scombridae. The record is from RefSeq and is a predicted model, not a curated record. Gene Ontology annotation, biological process: protein deubiquitination.
CGCUCGGGCCCUAAUUAAAGCUGCAAGCAGCGAUGAUCGGGCCCUCGCACCCUAGCGCAUGUCGGAGUGUUGCGCAGUCAAAGGGUUUUUGUCAGGGACUUGUAGAUGUUUUCAGACUCAGGCUCUUGUCAGACAGAGCAAGGAGAGAAACAUCACAUAAAUUGUCCACUAUUUUGCCCAGCUGCUGGGGCUGCUGCAUUGAAAUGCCGUAGGGGGCGGUAUGGAGCCAGUUUGGACACUGAUUGAAUAUUGCAAUGUAGACAUGCUCAGGCCUGGAUUGUUAUCUAACCUGUAAUGUUUCAGGCAGAUCCAACCAUGUACACUCAAGUUAUAUCAAUUUCCUCUGUCAUGGCGAAACAUCAAAAGUCAAUGCCACGCCACGGCCAAAUGCUUCAAUGUAAACUAAAUCUUUUACUAACUUUUGAUUGUACACUAGUGUAGAUGACACACACUGAUUUUGAAGUCCUUACAAUGCGUUCUGUAGGAGGAGUUUUUUAAAAUACAAGGCAUGACAAAAGGCAGAGAAUAAGUUUUUCCAAAAUGGUGGACUUCCUGUUGGACUUACAGUAUGGCUCCAAGAAGCUUUUUGUGCGUCUGGAUAUAAUACAUAUGCCCUGUGAAUUUCAUUUUCUAUGUUAAUAUGUAAGGCAGGGUUUCAAUUUUGAAAUUUUCAAGGGGGCGCUGUUGAGUUAUUUUGUCACAACAUGUCAAUGACCCAUACAAGAUUUUAAAUGGUGUCUCUCCGGACAUGUGUCAAGUUUCGUGUCUUUAGCCCAUUCCUUGUCCCUGAAAAACAGCGUAGUAUUUCAUGGCGAAGGAUGUGUUGUCAUGGCAACGGCUUUUGAUCAUGGGUUAUUUUUAUGUAUUGUUGAUGCUUUUUUAAAAGGAAUAGGAUAGGUGGACAUGUUAAGUUUCGAUUUAACGUUAGUCUAUCAGAGGCAUAGUAGGGGCGGGUUUAUGUGGAGUGUGUGUGAAAAAAAUAGCCGGUCAACCAGAUCCAAUUAAGCAAGGAGAAGGUAAGCAUCUUUUUUAAAGUGUUUUCACUUGUUGUUUGUAAUAGGAAAUAUAUGAGUUCGCGAUAUGCGAUAUGACGAAAUAGGUCGUGUGACAAUAGAAAACGUGUACUAUUACACAUAUUAUGCUAUAUUUUUUAUUUCAUAAUACGUAAAUCAAACCUUUUAUGACAAUAUUUUUAUCGGUUUUGAGUCUGUUCGUCAUUUUUCGGUUACUUAGUAGUAAAGUACUCUUCUUGGAUUUUUAUUCGCAAAGCUUUGGUCAUAGUCAAUUCUCAACUUCUCAUUGCUGUGUGUUGCUGCUCUGCGGCUCUGCACAAAUGGUGGGGGAUGGGCAGCCUCUCCCGCGCUGAGAAAGUAGAGAAGAGUAGCGAAGUAGCGAGAAGGCGACUUGAAAUGAUAGCAAAAUUCAGCAGAGAUUGUAAUUGUUUGUGCUAUUUAUCAAAUUACGACACCCGUGUAAUUUAAGUGUUAAAGCAUCAGCAGGCUUUUGUAGUCGCACACCAACUACUUUUUCUUUGAAUUAAUAAUGUGAUAUGAUAUGAUGUGAUAUUUUUGUUUUGUUGUCUUUCCAUAGUAUGUGGUUAUUAAUUAAGUAUUUAUCUAUGUUGUUUGUAGUUUAUUUAUUGUGUCUUGUUUUAUGAUGUUGCGCAGAUGGCUGAAGCAUCUCCAAGUAAAUUUAUAAAAAUUGAUGAUCCGGAGGCGGAGAGCCUGCGGCAAGAGUGCCAGCUUCUUUCAUAUGCCUGCAACGAUGGAGCUGUCCCAAGGGACCAGCUUUAUCAGCAGGCUGUGGGGGUCCAUGGUCGCACUUUGAGUGCAUUAGUGAGGCAGGUCCGCCUCCGUCGAGCGGCAGAACAAAAGCUGCGCAUGGUGCAGACGGAGCUGCACCAUACGAAGCAAGAACUGGCUGCAGUGAAAGAGCAGCUGGAGGUGGAGCGAGCCUCUUCCAGUUUUAUUAAAGAUGAAGAAACCUGUGCUGCCUCACCUCCAAGCCCCACCAGUGACCCACCAACCCUUCCCUCCACCCCUUGACUUUUUUGUGUGUGUUCAUUGUUCAUUGUUCAUUGUGUGUGUUGUUUUAAUAAAAAUGUUUCUAAGUCUUUUUUUGGUUGUUGAUUGACUGUUAUCAGGUGUAUUAUUCAAAAUAUUAUGUAACAGCCACCUCUGUUGAAGUCUGUGUUAUUCUCUUCUUUAUUCAGAGGAGCCCCCUUCCCCAACUAUUAUUAAUAAGUUUAGUUUCAUAGAUUUCUACUAUGUACCUGCUCUAUAUUUGGGUUUUAUUGGUACACAGUCACUCCUCUGUUCAAAAAUACAACAUUUUAUUCAGUUUUCUUUAUAGCUUUAUGAUUAUUUUCAUAAUAUAGAUUCCUCUGUAAAAAGUUAUGUUAUUGUUAAUAUAUUUUUUUAUAUAACAAGGUCAUGAAGGUCUCAACAUAUUACGUCUUGAAUCAUUAACACUCAGUUUAUUUGUGAAGUACUGAUUAAAUGUAGGAGCUCAUUACAAUUCUUUUUAAUGACAUUGUGCACUGAAACACAAAUACUUUUAUUUUGACAACUUCCGCAAUUGUAACCGGUAUGUUUUUCUUCCAGCUGCUUUGCACAGACCUGUCGGCACUCCUGAUUGGUUCAUUUGAAUUUUGAAAAACGCGCAGGUGAAGGUAUAAAUACAGGUCAGAAUACGUUUGCCGCUUGUUGCUUUGUUUUCGGACAUUGUGACAACUGGUGAGAGAGCGAAAGAGCGAACAAGCUAGCUUGUGAGCAUUUCAGCGAUUUCAGCAGCGAUUUCAACAGCUUUGCAUUGCAUUCUUGGGAUCUUCGGUGGACUUUUGGUGAACGCACUAUGCCUCGCGACAAGUCCUUUCGCCGUUCUCAGGCAGCCAGGCGGAGAAUGGCGGAGCGCCGUCUUGUGGUUUUCGGACCUCAGCGGCCUUCCACUGGCACCUGUGCCCGUGAGGGCACAGGUUUUCGUCAUAAGGUGAAGCAGUGGCCAAUUUCUGCUUUGACUGGGCGCAGUCACAAAUUGGUCAUUCCACCUGAGGAUCCUGACAAGAAGUUUGUUCUUGUCAUUGGAGCCUCCCAUCUAAGGGCAAUGGUAGAUGGAUUUGUUAAGAUGCCAGAGGGACGCCUCUCCUUUGGCUUCAUGUCGACCCCGGGGGCCUGUGCGUCUGAGUUGAGGGCCGAGUUGUUGCAUGCUGCUGUACCUCGGACACCCGACGCAGUCUGUGUGAUGGCCCCCAGCAACAACCUGACCGCCAGCAGGACUGUUGAUGAGGCAGGAGCUGACUUCCGACAGUUCCUGCGCAGCGUGUGCAAUCUUUGGACAACGGUCUUUGUCCAGGAUUUCACACCUCGUCUGAAUGCUGACAUGGGUCUUCAGGAACUCAUGCGGCAAGAGUUCCAUCGUGUGGCAGCCAGCAUGGGUAUCAGAUACUUUCCCACCGCUGAGCACUUCCCCUUGGAUCGCCUUGACUUGUGGAGCAGAGAUGGCGUCCACCUGAGUGAUGCUGGCGGUAUGGCGAUCCUCUCUCAGUUGAUUUGGAUGUCUGCUUAUCAGCAACUGGAGACGCCACCACCUACGCCCCAGGUUCCUCUCAGGACUUCACCCCCUGUGAGAACCUUUGUACCAAAGGUGGUGGUGAAGGGAGAAGCACCUGUGCCACGUCUGUCAAACCCUUUUGACUGGACAGUUGUAAGCAAGGGCAGGAAGGCAGAUGAAACGCCAGUCAAGUGUUUCAUCCCGCUGAAUCCUGUCCGUUUCAGCAGUGCCGUGUUGGAUGUGAUGGACAAAGCUGUCCCAUCACAUCUCCCUAGCCCUGUGUGCACGGCUGUUCCACAAGGCAAAUCGAUGCCAAAUGUGGUCCGCUGGCAGAAAGCUGUUGCCUCAAAAAGGAAACGUGGACAGCAGCAGGUUGAGGCUAAACCUGGCACCCAGCUCGUGUCUCGUGAGGCCUCACCUGGCUGUCCUGUGACAGACGCUCUGCUGGUGGAGGUGGAGGCAACCCCUUGUUUUGUGGAGGUGUCUUCCCAGGAUUCACCUACCAGUGUCAAGCAAGUGGUUGCAGGCGAGGAGGUGGAGGCAACCCCUUGUGUUGUGGAAGUGUUUUCCCAGGAUUCACCUACCAGUCCCUUGCAAGUGGUUGUGAUCGAGGAGGAGGAGGCAACCCCUUGUGUUGUGGAGGUGUCUUCCCAGGAUGCACCUACCAGUCACAUUCAAGUGGUUGGAAUGGAGGAGAUGCCGGACAAGGAGAGUCUUCAUCUUCAGCACUCAUCAGGAUGUGGUAAAAUGCAGAGCCAGGCUAAUCCUAGCUCCAGCAUAUUGUGGUCUUCUGUAGUAGCUGGUACUUCUAUUCACGUUCAACAUAGUGUAACAGGUUCGUUUCAUCAGGGUAGUAAUCUCUUUAAAUAUGCGGGACUUCAAUGUAUGGCAGUAAGUUUGGUAAGCCUAGCAAAACAUGCAGUUGACAGUGUUUUUGCAUGGCAGGCAAAAGAUCUGGACAGAGUCGUAGUUUUAGGUGAUCGGUUGUACACGUCCUUGAGAGACAAUAACAAGAUUAGUGGAUCAUCCAAACUGUUGUGUGUUCCUGAUUUGCCAAAGCACUCAGUUAUUGAUGGACAUAACUUUGAGUUUCAGUAUGGUGACUAUGUAUCAGGUGAUGUCACUGUGGUCAAUGGAGAGUUUAUUCAGGCUGCCAUAUUCAUGUCUCUACAAAAUGGCUUGAAAAACAUGUUUGCAAAAUAUGACACAUGCUUGCUAACAUUGUGUGGUACCACGUGUGCAGUCAUUUCUCAAAAUGGACGCUAUGCAGUUGUUGAUUCCCAUGCGCGCAGUGCUGCUGGAAUGGCAGAUCCUAACGGUAAUAGUGUUGUUGUAUAUUUUAGUUGUCUUAAAGAGGUGUACAGUUUCAUAUACAAUUUGUCUACAUCUCUCACUGAAGGUGAUAGACCUUAUGAGAUCGCUGGUGUUCGUGUCAUUUGCGGGGGCCGUAAGUCUGAGUUGAGAACAAUGAAGUGUACAGACACUGUCAAGACUUCUGAAACUGCAUCGAUGGCUUUCAGUUCAUCACUGGUAUGUGGUAUUCCAUCAGGAACUAAAGUUGAGAGAGGUAUGAAGCGUAAGAUUACAGGGCAAACUUGUGCUUCUAAGAAAAUGAAAAGGAAUAAUGUGUCUGUAGUGAAUUCAGAUGUUGUGUUUAUCAGUAAUGUGACUUCUAAAAAGCUGUGGUUUGAUCCCAUUUGUGAAGAUGUUGCACAGGCUUUAUGUACACAGUUUAAUGUAGAGUUUGAGAAACAUGAUGCACCAAUGCCUACAGCAGUUGGUCUGUUGGGAACUCCAUGUAAAAAUGACAAAAUAGUGGCUGAUGGUAACUGUUUCUUUAGAGCGAUUUCCCAAGCUGUUAGUGGAACACAAAAGAACCAUAGGAAAAUUAGACUUGCUGUUGUGAAACAAUUAGAGAGUAAUGUUGCGGACUAUAAAGGUAUCUUGAGAAGUGAAUAUACUUCAGUGGUAGAGUACAUUAAGAGUUCAAAAAUGCGAUAUGUUGGCAGUUGGGCAACUGAAGUUGAAAUACAGGCAGCAGCAGAUUGUUUAGGAGUUAAUAUCUUUACUUAUCAUGAUGACCGAUGGCUAGAAUAUAGCUGCAAAUAUAGGUGUUUUUCAAAACAGGGGAUCUACUUGGAAAAUUGUAAUGGUAACCAUUAUGAAAGUGUUGUCUGUGUUCAUCAGCCUCAACUGCAUAGUUGUUAUGGUAGCUGCAAGUUGAAUAGGUCUGAUUCCAAAGUGUACAAUGUGAGACGGCAGAGUGCAGAGAAAAGUUCAUGGGCUAGCUCAGAGGCUAAGAGAAUGAGAACAGUUGAGUGUACAAGUGGUUUGAGUCCAGUUGUCAUAAGUUCUGGGAAUCGAGUAGUGUCUAUUGAGAAUGAUGUAACAGAUUGUGAUGUUGAUGAGGUGAAUAAAGUCACAUUAAAAUUUAGUCCUUUGUGCACUGAAGUUGCAAAAACUUUAUGUAGUAAAUGUAAUGUUGAGUCUGAAAGACAGGAUGUACAAGUACAUACAGAAUAUGGAUCUUUAGGUGUUGUGUGUAAAACAAAUAAAAUUGUAGAGGAUGGUAAUAGCUUUUUUAGAGCAAUAUCUGACGUUAUCUGUGGUUCUCAAAAAGUCAUCUAAAAGUUAGACGUACUGUUGUUAAGUACAUGGAAAGUCAUAGUGCAGAGCACAUGGAGUAUUUGGGGAAAGAAUAUGCUUCAGUAGCUGA